Molecule: messenger RNA, 784 nt
Organism: Aphidius gifuensis
Lineage: Eukaryota; Metazoa; Arthropoda; Insecta; Hymenoptera; Braconidae
Exons: 3
Coding region: 106-621 (171 amino acids)
Biological process (GO): sleep; regulation of synaptic transmission, cholinergic; positive regulation of voltage-gated potassium channel activity
Source: RefSeq, a predicted model, not a curated record
GGAAAAUAGUGUUUGAUUAAAAUAAAUUAUAAUAAUUUAUUGUGUUAUGAUAGUGGUGUUAAAUUAAUUUGUUAAAAAUUUCGAUUUAAAAUAUCAACUAGAACAAUGAAUAACUGUUGGCUAAAACAGUUAAUUUAUUUAUGGACAAUAAUAAUAAUUGCUUUGAUAUCAGAAUGUAGAAGCGAGGGAAUAACAUGUUUUAAAUGUACUGUUGCUCCAGUAUAUAUUGAGAAUAAAAAAACUAGUCAAAUAUGUAAUCACUUUGAUGGAAGUGAAAAAUUUCAAGUUGAUUGUCCACAGUCAACAUUGUGUAUGAAGAGAACAAUUCAUCAUCGAUUACGAAACGGAACAAUAAUUAAUACAAGUGUAGAGCGAGGUUGUACUCCCCAACUUGAUCGUUUUCAAGCUUACGAUUUUGAUAAAAGAAAAUGGAAUGUUAAAGAGAGAAUUGUACAAACAGCCUACAAAGAAGGUUGUAUUACUGGUGAAGAUCGUGGAUCACCAGGUGGACCACCAGAAUAUUGUUUUUGUUCUGGUGAUUUAUGCAAUUCAAGCAUUUCAUUAAAUAAAAAUAUGCUAUCUUUCAUAACAAUUGGUUUGAUAAUUCAAUUAAUAUCUUGAUAAUAUUAAAUCAAUAAUUUAUAAUGAAUAUUUUUUUUUUGCAUGGACUGAUAUUAUUUUUUUUUUGUUCAUACUAUGAUUAUUGAAUUGUGCUGUGAGUGUUAAUGACAAUAAGGUACUCAAUGUAAUUUUUAAGAUGUAUAAUUAUGAUAAGAAUAAAAUU